AUGGGCAGCGGCGGCUCCGCGGGGCGUGGGGCUCGGCUGGCGGCAGCCGAGGGCCCCGACGGCGUCGAGCAGCGGCUGGAGGUGCGGGGCCGGCAGGUCCCGGCCGAGCUGUGGGCUCAGCAGGGGCUGCGGAAGCUCUACCUGAGCGACGCGGGGCUGCGGGAGGUCCCGGACGAGCUGGCGGAGCUGCAGCACCUGCGGACCCUCGCUCUGGACGGCAACGAGCUGAUGGAGGUGCCCGAGGCCGUGUGCGACCUGCCCCACCUGGCGCACCUGUACCUGGGCCGCAACGGGCUGCAGGGGCUGCCGCCCUCCUUCGCCCAGCUCCAGAGCCUGCGCUGCCUCUGGAUCGAGGGAAACUUCUUGGCGCACUUCCCCCGCGCCCUCCUGCAGCUGCCGGAGCUGCGCAGCCUCCAGCUGGGGGACAACCGGCUGAGCCGGCUGCCCGCGGCGCUGCCCCGCAUGGCCGGCCUGCGGGGGCUCUGGCUCUACGGGAACCGCUUCCAGGAGUUCCCGCCCGUGCUGCUGCGCAUGGAUCACAUCCGCGUCCUCGACCUGGAUCGCAACCGCAUCGCCAGCUUCCCGGACCUCACCGGCCUCGCUUCCCUGCGCCUCCUGUCCUACGACCACAAUCCCGUCCGGCAGCCGCCCUGCGUCGGGGAUGAAGUGCAGCUGGUGGGGGACGGGGCGCAGGAAUACAUGGAAGCGCGGCAGGAGCGGCUGCAGAGCCUGCAGCGCCAGGAGGAGGAGGAGGAGGGCACCGAGGCCGCCCCGCUAUCUCCCGAGGAUGGGCCGGAGGAUGGGGAGGGGGAAUUUGCAGCCCUGACGGGAUCUCCUGAGGAAACGUGAGCUGCUGUCCCCCUCAAGGGGUGCAGAGCCUCCAUCUGUCUUCCAAGGAAUUCCCAUCUAGGGCUGGGAAAGGAGGAAGUUCACAGCCUCCACAAAGGAAAACCAAGGGUCUAAGGAUCAGCCUUAUCCAGUUGGGGCAGCAGUGUUUUGUCCUGGAUCAACAGGGCUCAUCGAUCCUAAUGGUUAUCUCACCUGAGAGCAUCCCACCUACUCCAGGAUGUCUUGGAUUGGGAUACAACCCCCUACCCUUAAGGGUGAUCCCC
Lonchura striata (white-rumped munia) is the source of this 1112-nucleotide messenger RNA. Lineage: Eukaryota; Metazoa; Chordata; Aves; Passeriformes; Estrildidae. The record is from RefSeq and is a predicted model, not a curated record.